Molecule: messenger RNA, 2444 nt
Organism: Cannabis sativa
Lineage: Eukaryota; Viridiplantae; Streptophyta; Magnoliopsida; Rosales; Cannabaceae
Product: probable mediator of RNA polymerase II transcription subunit 26b
Exons: 9
Coding region: 768-2135 (455 amino acids)
Cellular component (GO): nucleus
Source: RefSeq, a predicted model, not a curated record
UAUUUUUAUUAAUAAUUAAAAAAAAAAUCCAAUAAUUUUAUUUUCAUUUUCGUAAAAUGUACAUUUUUUUUAAAAUAAUAUUUUAUUUAUUUUAAAACUUACUCUUUAUUCUAAGCACUGGUUUUUGUUUUGUGAAACUAAAUUCUUUGUGGCUUUUCGUAGCACCUGGUAUUUGUAGAGACCCGGGCAGAGGAGAGAGAAAGAGAAACAAAGGAAGUAAGAAAUCCCCACAAUUUUUUUUGGUUUUGGUUUUCCAGUUUUUUCUUUUCCUUUCUCAGGAAAUUUUGGGCUGAACCGAUCAUCAUCUUCAAAAUCCAUUAUUGGUUUCAACGUUUUUGUGCUUUUCUACUUAUCCUAAAUCCUGUUACGUGUAUUCCAUUUCGUUACCAUCACAGGCGUGUUCUUCUUCCAAUAUAAUUUUUUUUUUAAAAAAAAGUAAAGAAAAAGAAAUCAACCAUAUCAGGUUUUGAUUAUUGAUAUUCUGUGCCGAAUUUCAAGUUUGUACCAAAAUCUAAUUUUUUUUUUUCCUAUUCUGUGUCUUUAUCAAAGUUACGUGGGAAUCGAUUCUUGGUCCUAUAUUUUUGGCUUCAAAACUUACAAAGUCCGGUCUUUGAAUUCUGGGUAUUGAUCAAAAUUAUAUGAGAAAUCUCUUUCUCAUCUGUGUUUCAUUAAAAUCCGAUGGAAACCAAUUUUUGAUGUCUGGGUGUUGAUUAGAAGCAGAUUUUGUCGAUUCUGGUUCCCGGAUUUCAUUUGUGGAGCGGCCAACCAUGGCCAGAAAGUCAGGGUCUCUAGAAUAUUGGAGGAAUUACUUCAGGACUGCGAAUUCUGAUAUUUUUGAUAUAAUUGACCAUGCGAUCAUGGUGGCCGCUUCGGAUUGCCCGAAAGAGUUUAGAUUGAGGAGAGAUCGAAUUGCUGAGAGGUUGUUCAGUUGUAGAUUAACAAGGUGUUCUGGCUGUGACCACGUAGAGUUAGCUGUGCCUGGUGGUGAUGAAGGUGAUGACUCCGAUGAUGGAGGUUUUAAGAGUGAUUUUGAUAGAAAUGGAGGUGAAUUUGAGGCUGGAGCUAGUAAAGAGAGCAAGGUGAAUAGCACUAGAGAUGAUCAAGCUGAGAUGAAUAGGAACCAAGUUAGCAAUUUCAGCUAUGGAGAUGCUGAGGCAUUGACUGAUGAGAUUGAAGAAGAGUCCCAAAUUGUUGAGGAAGUAUUUAGGAUCAAAGAGAUUCUUCAGAAUUGUAAAGAAGAGUCUGAAUCAGUGCUGUACGAUUCUUUGAGGAAGCUUCAAUUAAUGUGUCUAACUGUGGAUACUUUGAAGGCAACUGAGAUUGGAAAGGCGGUUAAUGGUCUUCGAAAGCACACAUCAAAGGAUAUUUGCCUUCUUGCACGAACUCUUAUUGAUGUAUGGAAAGGCAUGGUUGAUGAAUGGGUUAGUGCUGCUGCAGCUAUUACAAACCAGAACUGCACAGAAGGUACCCCAGAUUCUGUAAAUCCAUCCGUUGUUGAUGAUGAAGAAGAAGAAGGGCUCCCAUCUCCUCCUUUGGAUGUAGGAUUUUUCUUUGCUGCUCAACCAUCUGCAAUGGAACUAUCAGGGUUCUUCGACGGCAUGGAUGAUGAUGGAAAUCCUAGGACCAGUGGGGAAUUCAACAAGGACCGUGAGAACGGAAGAAAGUCAUCCAUGGAGAAUAAAAAUGUUCCAAAGCGAAAGCAGAAAUUUCCUUCAGAGCUAAAUGUGCUUCGUGUGGAAAAUAAAAACCAACAAAUGAAGAAACAAGAAAUGGUCACCAAACCAACUAGACCUUUAAACACUGAAUCUGGACCUGGGAGACCUCCAAACAUUUGUAAUGAGCACAAGGACAGCAACGACUUGAAGUUCCAGAAAAGAACUGAUAAGCCUACUCUUCAGAAGAGGCCACCGGUUAUUGCUCCACAAGAUAAAUUCAAGUCUUCUGAUGAAGAUGUGAAACUUGAAGCCACUAAAAGGAAACUCCAGGAGCGGUAUCAACAAGCUGAGAAUGCCAAGAGGCAACGGACGAUACAGGUUAUGGAAUUGCAUGAUCUCCCUAAGCAGGGAAUUGUGCACAGAAAUCCACUCGUUAAACCUGGUAACCAUAAUCGACAUUGGGGACAUGGACGUCGAUAGGUCGUCGGUUUUCUCAAUAAUACUGGUUUCACUAGACUUCCUUAAGUUUCUUCCAUUUUUAAUAUGGUGGAAGACUCUAAUAACCCAGCUUUUGGAGGCUUGCUUGACACUUGCGAGUUGUGAAUCAGAAAUAAGAGAUUCAUUCACCAUUCUUACUGGCUGAGGUUCUGUCUCUGUUGUAGAGUGAAAAAAAAUAGAAUUUAUGGAAACUUUUCCAUUAGACAUUUAGAUAAAAUUUUAAUUGAUGAAAACAUUGAGAGACAGAUUAUAGAUUUAUGCAGACUGGACUAAUCACGGUUGUUGUUCUCA